AUGGUCGAAGCGCAGCCGGCGCGCCAAGCCGGCGGUGAGGACCCCGGGAAGGAGGCGCCGGACCGCCUCCGCGGCAUCUUUGACGCGCCGACAACGACGGUCGACGGCGCCAAACGCACCACAAAGGACACAAACCGCGUCGCCGACAUGCUCGAGCAAGAGCUCAACGGCAUGUCGGCCGACCAGAUCGCCAAGAUGGUGCAGAAGCGCCAGCACGGCUACGUCAUAUCGAUGAACUCCAAGUGGAAACGCUGGUGGGACGUGCUUGUCGCUGUUAUGACCAUGUACGUUGUCAUCGUCACGCCUGUCCAAGUCGCGUUCGAGCUCAAAGACGGCUACACCGUUCUCGACGACCUGCAGUAUGUGGUCGAUACGCUCUUCAUUCUCGAGGUCCUCAUGACCUUUCGGACGUCGUACGUCGACUCGGCGACGCGCGAAGAGAUCAACGACGUCAAGAUGAUCCAGAAGCACUACUUGUACGGGUGGUUUCUGGCCGACGCCGCGAGCAGCUACCCUAUAUCGUACUUUCCAGAGCAAGGGCCCAAAAUACAAUCGCUCAAGUUUCUGCGCAUCCUCAAGCUCUUCCGCGUGUUCCACCUCUCCAAGUCGCCGCUCUUCGCGUCCAUGACCGCGUACGUCUCGCGCAAAAUGAACCCGGCCGUGCUGCGCAUGCUCAAACUCGCGCUCAUCUUCAUUCUCUCGCAACACCUCAUGGCAUGCGCCUACUACUGGCUCGUGACGUACGAAGGGAUCAGCGACCGAACGUGGAAGCCGCCGUUCGCCUUCAACGACUCGCUCAGCGAUCGGUACGUCGGCGCCUUCUACUUUGCCAUCAUGGUCACAACCGCCAACGAUCUCGCGCCCGUCACCACGAUCGAGCGCAUCUUCACCAGCGUCAUGCUGCUCAUUGGCAUUGGCAUCAACGCGAGUAUCAUUGGCUCGGCCGCCAACUUGCUGGCCAACCUCGACAAGACGGAGGUUGCUCGCAAGGAGCAUCUGGACUCGAUCAACGACUAUCUGCGGUUCAAGAAGGUGCCGCUGCCGCUCCAGGACAAGAUCCGGCACUACUACGACUAUGUAUGGACCGUUCGCCCCAGCGACAAGCAGAACCAGCUCUUUGUGGACCUCCCCGACCGCCUCAAGCUCCAGCUCACCUUGUCGCUGCACCGCGACUUUAUCAACAAGGUCCCGCUCUUCAAAGCGCUGUCGCCGGGCGGCGCGAUCGCGAUCGUCCAGUGCAUGGAGAGCGUCGUGGCCAUGCCGCACGACCUCGUCAUCCGCGCCGGCGAGCAGGGGGACGAAUUUUACUUUAUCAACUCGGGGUUUGUCGAAGUGGACAUUUCGGUCAAGAACAGCAAGGUGCAGCUCGGCGUGCUCGGCGCGGGCUCGUACUUUGGCGAAAUCGCGCUCCUCAACAACGAACCGCGCUCGGCCAACGUGCGCGCGACGCUCUUUUGCGAGCUCGAAAUGAUCCGAAAAGACGACUUCAAUGCGAUUCUCCACAGCUUUCCGCAGUUCCACAUUGCGCUCAAGAAGAUUGCCGACUCGCGCCAGCAGACCACCAUCAACAUGCACAAGAUGACCAAGCUCAUGAAGUCGGAUGGACCGCAAACGUCGAGCGCAGGUCUAGGCGGCGACGGGCUUCUGGACAACGUCUUGAAGACGCUCAAGCUCAAGCGCGGCGCCAACAAGGUGGCGGCCGACGACGACGACAAGCGCAAGGCCAACGCGAUGUUUUUCGACACGAUCCUCGGCGACGACUUCAUCGUCAACAUGUCCCAGGCCAAAGCCCGCCACAUCACAAAGAUGAAGCGCAUCUCGGCCGACAUGUUUGCAAGGAACCCGUCCUAGUAGACGCUGCUUCGUGUUUCGUGCUGUCCCAUUCUCUGUCGUGAUUAGUUAUUAGACCUUGCCGGAAGUUAUAUAAGAAGACCCUUUUGCGAUAUUUCUACUGCA
Molecule: messenger RNA, 1956 nt
Organism: Saprolegnia parasitica CBS 223.65
Lineage: Eukaryota; Oomycota; Saprolegniomycetes; Saprolegniales; Saprolegniaceae
Exons: 4
Coding region: 1-1851 (616 amino acids)
Biological process (GO): transmembrane transport; potassium ion transport
Cellular component (GO): membrane
Molecular function (GO): protein-containing complex binding; voltage-gated potassium channel activity
Source: RefSeq, a predicted model, not a curated record